CAGCCACUGAGCGAGCCUCCAGCCUGACCCGCCACGGCCUGCCCGCGGGAGCCAAGUCUCCUGCCAGUCCGUUGUGUCCCGUUUAACUAAUGAUCUGAACUGCUGCUUGUCUUAUAGACAUGAAUUACUCUCAUUUCAUCACUGCAGUAAGUGCAGCAAGAAAGGCAUCUCCAAUAAGACUUCUGACUGAAUUGAUGCAGAAGUCUCCCCCAUCACUAAUCUCCUUGGCUGGAGGGGCACCGAACCCCAACACUUUCCCAUUUAAGAUGGCCACUAUUACCACUGGAGAUGGAACUGCUGUGAAUAUUGGGGAGGAUUUGAUGAAGAGAGCCCUCCAGUACUCUGCCUCAGCAGGAAUUCCUGAGUUGUUGUCCUGGCUAAAGGAUUUACAGAAGAGUCUCCACAAUCCUCCCACUGCCAACUACAGUCCUGAUCAGGGCCAAAUGGAGAUAUGUGUCACCACCGGCAGCCAGGAAGGCUUGUCCAAAGUGUUUGAGAUGCUUAUUAACCCUGGAGACAACAUCCUUUUGGACACACCCACCUAUCCUGGGACUCUAGCAGCUCUAAGACCUUUGGGCUGCAACAUAAUCAAUGUUCCCAGUGACCAAUACGGUAUUAUUCCAAAAGCCCUGAAAGAAAUUCUUUCCAGAUGGAGCCCAGAAGAUGUCAGAAAGCACAACAACAGUCCCAAAUUCCUGUACACCAUUCCAAAUGGUGGCAAUCCCACUGGAACCUCAUUGACUACUGACCGCAAAAAGGAGAUAUAUCAGCUUGCAAGACAGUAUAAUUUCCUUGUAAUAGAAGAUGAUCCUUAUUAUUUUCUUCAGUUUGAUAAGCCUUGGGCUCCAACCUUCCUCUCAAUGGAUGUUGAUGGUCGAGUUAUCAGGACUGACUCUUUCUCUAAAAUUCUCUCCUCUGGGUUGAGAAUAGGCUUUUUAACUGGCCCCAAACCACUUAUUGACAGAGUUAUUCUGCAUAUACAAGUCUCAACAAUGCACACCAGCACUUUCACACAGCUUAUGAUUGCACAGCUUCUUCAGCAGUGGGGAGAAAAGGGUUUCCUGGAGCACGUAGACAGGGUAGUGGAGUUCUACAGGGCCCAGCGAGAUGCAAUGCUUGCUGCAGCAGACAAGUGGUUAAAAGGUCUGGCAGACUGGCAUGCUCCUGCUGCUGGCAUGUUUCUAUGGAUUAAAAUUAAGGGAGUUUCUGACACACAACAGCUGAUCAUGGAAAAAGCUUUGCAGAAAGAAGUAUUACUGGUUCCUGGGGGAGCAUUUAACAUUGAUAGCUCAGUUCCUAGUUCUUAUGUCAGAGCUUCUUUCUCUCUGUCUUCUCCAGCCCAGAUGGAUCAGGCUUUUCAGAGGCUGGCUGAGCUUAUAAAAGAAACUGUAUGAAGAGAGCAAAUGAAAACCAUCUAGCAAAUUAAAAGUCCCCUUCAAAAAAUCUGCACCUUUAUUAAAAGAGGAUUUCAUAAUGACAUUUAAGGAGCAAGCCACAAUACAGUGUAUAUUUCCUUGGUUGGUAUGAAUGCUUUGGGUAUUUAAAACAUGAAUAGAAGAUCGCCAAAAGACCUCAGAACAUGCCUUUUGAUAGGGAGUGCAGAAAGCUAUAGUUUAAUUAGAAAUUAUCUCGUUCAACCUAUUAACUCCUUUUUAUGACAGGCAAUAUCAUAUAAAAAG
Molecule: messenger RNA, 1679 nt
Organism: Emys orbicularis (European pond turtle)
Lineage: Eukaryota; Metazoa; Chordata; Testudines; Emydidae
Gene: AADAT
Product: aminoadipate aminotransferase
Exons: 14
Coding region: 120-1394 (424 amino acids)
Biological process (GO): biosynthetic process
Molecular function (GO): pyridoxal phosphate binding; L-kynurenine:2-oxoglutarate transaminase activity
Source: RefSeq, a predicted model, not a curated record